AUGCCAACAAUUAUGUUUUGGAGUCUCAUUAGUUGCAACUUAAAGUGUUCUAAUGUGUUGCCGUGUGUGAGAAACGAUGCCGUUAAUGAUGUAACCAGCCAGCACCAGAACCAAGUCAAGUGCCGGGCUCUGUGUGUGUAA
Molecule: messenger RNA, 141 nt
Organism: Drosophila subobscura
Lineage: Eukaryota; Metazoa; Arthropoda; Insecta; Diptera; Drosophilidae
Exons: 1
Coding region: 1-141 (46 amino acids)
Source: RefSeq, a predicted model, not a curated record